This is a messenger RNA of Nerophis lumbriciformis (worm pipefish), 1386 nucleotides long. Lineage: Eukaryota; Metazoa; Chordata; Actinopteri; Syngnathiformes; Syngnathidae. The record is from RefSeq and is a predicted model, not a curated record.
GUCAUACUGCACGCCAAAGUCGCCCAGAAGUCGUACGGCAACGAGAAGAGGUUCUUCUGUCCUCCGCCAUGCGUUUACAUCGGCGGCAAUAUUUGGAGGCUGAUGCACGACCUCCUACGAGCUGGCACGUGCGGUGCCGAUGGCGGCGUGCGUGGGUACAUGUGCGUGGACAGUGCCGCGCAGACGCAUAGCGACGCCUACAAGCUGAACUUUGAAACCCUACCCAACACGACGGGGAUGUUGGCGUGCGCCAAGUCUUUGUUCAUCUCGGACGCAGACAAGAGGAAACACUUCCGCCUCCAACUCGGGCUCUUCCUGGAUGCGAGCGGCGAAAGACAGGAAGUGGGUUCCUUCCACAGCCGUCUGAUCAAAGUCAUCUCUAAGCCCUCACAGAAGAGACAAAGCAUGAAGAACGCAGACCUGUGCAUCUCGGCAUGCUCGCGCAUCGCGCUCUUCAACCGCCUUCGUUCUCAGACGGUCAGCACUCGCUACCUGGCCGUGGAGGGCGGGGCCUUCGUUGCUAGCGCCCGACGCUGGACGGCUUUCACCAUCACGCUGGUGGAAGAGCAUCGGGCCGAGCAUCAAGGCGACUUUGUGCUGAGUGAAGGAUUCGUCUGUUACGGUUCUGUGGUCCAACUUGUGUGCACGGAGUCCGGUCUCACUCUGCCUCCUAUGGUGAUCCGCAAGGUGAACAAGCAGCACGCCAUCUUGUGUGUGGACGAGCCAGUGUCUCAGCUGCACAAAUGCGCCCUGGAGAUGCGAGACACGCCGCAGGCCUUCCUCGCCGUCUCCAACGACGCCAUCGUGCUGCACCAGGCCACUUGGAGCCCGAGGGAGUCCGGCCGAGUGCUCCUGAACGACGGCUCGUGCUGGACCGUCACAGGAGCCGAGGUGGUGGAAUUUGCCUUUCGGCCGGGUCACGACAGCUUCGCCGCCCGUAUCCGGAUGCCCGUCACUCCUUUUCCCAACGUCACCGGACUGGAACUGAACGGCGGCGGUCACGUAGCCACGCUGGAAGUGGAGGGCGAAAACUUGGGGCCUCACCUUCAAGUAUGCUUUGGCCAGCAACGUGCAGACACCAUCUUUAAGUCUAUAAAGUCCCUGGUGUGCGUGGUUCCCGACGUGUGCGCCCUGCACGGGGGCGGGGUCAGGUGCGGUGCCCUGACCGUGCCCAUUACUCUGCGGCGUCUCUGCGACGGUGUGCUGUACAGUACCGCCUUCAGCUUCACGUACACGCCGGAGCCCGAGCGUCUGCCUCCACCCAUCAACGAGGGCGCCCGAUCGACUCGUGGGAGGGAUGGCGCCCCGCCCGAAGACGACGCCCUGCUAGAGAGCAUCCAUCACGAAUUCACGAGAACCAACUUUCACCUCUUCAUGCAGCCAUGA